Molecule: messenger RNA, 9774 nt
Organism: Numida meleagris (helmeted guineafowl)
Lineage: Eukaryota; Metazoa; Chordata; Aves; Galliformes; Numididae
Gene: SGCD
Product: sarcoglycan delta
Exons: 13
Coding region: 753-1667 (304 amino acids)
Biological process (GO): cardiac muscle tissue development; heart contraction
Cellular component (GO): sarcoglycan complex; sarcolemma
Source: RefSeq, a predicted model, not a curated record
CCUAUGAGGCAGUGAGAGGGGAAGGGCUGCCCAGUGCAGGACUGGAACCCAAAGGGAGAUGCGAUCUUGUCUGUGACAAAUGCCAGCUGACAAAUUCCACGUUCAGCACUUGGGAUGCACGUGGCAGGAUGGGGACUGUGAGAAGAGGAGAUUUUCUCUUCGGUGGCAUUAAUUACAGGUCGAUCUUCUCCCAUUCUGCAUGCUGUGCAUGGAGGGUUUUGAGUUACGGCAGAGCAAAUGAUGCAUGCUCGUGAAGGAGGAAGGCUUCACCUCUUCGCCCUGCUUUCUUCCCUGCCUCAGCUUCAUUUUGCAUGAUUUCUGAAUAACAGCAGGAGCACCGAGAAGCCAUUGUGUCUUUAAGUGCAAAACAUACAGCUCUCUGCCGAAUUUCUGGAGGCUUCCUCGUUACUUGAUGAGAGAAAACACGAGUUUGCAUGUUCCAGAGCAGGAGACUGCAAGAACACGGUCAAUCCAAAGACGAAUGCAUCCAUGUCAUCUUUUGUAGCUGAGACUCUGACGUACUGGAGGACACUGCAUCUGCCUCAGUGACAAGGAGAGGGGUGAGCUGGACCCUCUGGGGAGCUGAGAAAGAAAUUGCGUUUGGUGGUCACCUGAGGAACUUACCUUCACACCCAUGUUGCUCUGAAAUGAGUUGAGUCCAACAUUUAUGUUUGGUAAGAUAAUUUUCUGGUUAACCCAUCUGCUGCCAGCAGUCUUGGAAGGGAAAGCCAGGUGAAAUAGAGACACAGUGAAUGCUAAGAGAGAGAGAAGACUCAACAAAAAACCAAACUUUUGUGAUGAUGCCUCAGGAGCAGUACGCGCACAGGAGCACCAUGCAGACCUCAGAAGGGCCCCAAGUGUACAAAGUCGGGAUUUAUGGCUGGAGGAAGAGAUGCCUCUAUUUCUUUGUGCUGCUCCUAAUGAUUUUAAUCCUGGUGAACCUUGCUAUGACCAUCUGGAUUCUGAAGGUUAUGAACUUCACAAUUGAUGGAAUGGGGAACCUGAGAAUCACAGAUAAGGGUCUAAAGCUGGAAGGAGAUUCAGAAUUCUUGAAACCUCUCUACGCCAAAGAAAUCCGGUCAAGACCAGGCAACCCACUAUACUUCCAGUCUGCCAGAAAUGUUACAGUGAACAUCCUCAAUGAGAAGACAAAAGUCCUCACUCGCCUUGUAACAGGUCCCCAGGCAGUGGAAGCACACAGCCAAAAAUUCGAGGUGAAAACCCUCUCUGGAAAAUUGCUCUUUUCUGCGGAUGACAACGAAGUGGUAGUCGGAGCAGAAAGACUGAGAGUUUUAGGAGCAGAAGGCACAGUGUUCCCUAAAUCUAUAGAAACUCCCAAUGUCAGGGCAGACCCCUUCAAGGAACUAAGACUGGAGUCACCCACGCGCGCGCUGGUGAUGGAGGCUCCGAAGGGCAUCGAGAUCAAUGCUGAGGCUGGCAGCUUGAAAGCCACGUGCAGGACAGAGCUCAGGCUGGAAUCCAAAGAUGGAGAGAUAACAUUGAAUUCUGCAAAAAUCAAACUACCUAACUUGCCUCAAGGAUCUUCCUCUUCUGCAGGGUCCAGGCAAAAAAUCUACGAGCUCUGUGUGUGCCCCAAUGGGAGGUUAUUUCUGUCUCAGGCAGGAACUAGCUCCACCUGCCAGAUAAAUACAAGCGUCUGCCUUUGAGAGACAGUUUGCAGUGGGGCAUCGCAGGCAGCACAAAAGCCAAUUCUGGUCUCCUAGAUUGCAGCUGCCAACUAUUUUUACUAGAACACAGAAAGCCUAUCAAAGACUCUUUUUGUGUGCGCGCGUGUGUGUGAAUAUAUAUAUAUAAAAUAUAUAUAUAAAAUUAUAUAUAUCCUCUGUGUAAAAUGAUGUUUCAGUACAAGGAAUCCCAGGGUGACCCUGUUACAUUUGUGUAGCAUUUCUCUUUCCCACACCAAAAUUUACUGGUACAAUCUACUGAAUUGGGCUUGAUGCUCCCCUGGACCCUUCCGUAAUAGUACAGUCUAAUGAUCACCCCUUGUUUUUGACCAUGUUCUAAGAGCAUUGGGAUUGCUGGCUGGUGUAGACCCUGGAACCAAAGUAGACGCACCAACAUACUAAGGGGAGAGUAGCGUCUGAUUAUUUUUGCACCGUUAAAUCAGUGGCAUGAGGAAAACAAAACAGCCAGAUGGGCUGUACUGGUUGCCUAGAGUGAUCCAAGAUACCUGGGGUUAAACUACACUCUCUAAUUUUCACCUGAAGCAUGGCUCCCUCGUGGGAGAGAUGGAUUGCACUUUGCCGAUAGAAAAGUCCUAAUCUUCUCGCUAAAUUAUUUUGUGAAGGGCUUCAAUUCUUGCUUGUACCUGCAAUGAAUGCCUUGUGCUAUUCAGAUGUCACAUGUCAGCUCUAACCCCAACCUAAAGUCAUCUCUGUGCUAACAGAACCAGCAUUGUAUUUGUUCUUGAAAGGAAAAAAAAGUUCUGAAAGUUGGACUAGAAGAGAAAAAUCUUGAACCGCUUUACUGAACAGGUGUCCUGGAUCACCCUACACGCUCUCUAUUACCACCUUUAAUUUUGAGAAGAUCUAACAUACCUGAGAAGGUGUAAGAUUUGGAAAUCACCUACCAGUACCUAUAGAAGCAAAAUCACCUGUUAAACCCAUAGAAAUUCAUCCAAAUUUGAUGUAUAACAUGUAUGCUAUGCUAGAAUUUUUGUCCUCUUUCUAUUCAGGAUAUGCAGUCCAAGAUCACAUACAUUUUGUGGAGACUGCCAAUAUCAGAGAUGCUGACAAUGUAACAGAUUUCUUUUUUAGGACUCUACAAAGAUUUUGACAAAUUCAAAUUACUGGAAAGAAAAGGCUUUGAAUGCUGGUUCCUCUAGAAUUCAAGCCCCAGAAUCUCUGUGAUUGAAUCUCUUCAUGGGUGCGUUUUCCUUACUGAAGUCCAGGAGGUGCUUACAGGCAGGAUAAAACAUGAAUCUGAUCUGGAAACAUUAUUUCCAGAGUAGAAGUUUUGAGGAAAAAAACUGAAACGGGCCCAGAUCUUUUAAUUCCGACCCAUUACUGCAUUCACAUGCAUGUAAAAACCUUUUAAAAACCAGUGUACUAAUUAGCACAAAAAGGGUUUAAAUCACAGUAAAUCUCAUGAGGACAGCAAGGUUUCUACACCACUGAGAUGCUACUGAAAAUAUUACCUCAUGUGCAAACAUGGCAGAUCUGUGCCCAUCCCUACCGAUAGCUGAGCAAAGCUGGUAUUCUUCAAGCAAUUUUCAAGAUACAAUGUAGCUGACGAUAAUAUUUAGAAAUAAUAACUUAGCCCUUUCCUUUUUAACAUAUUUCCACGUUUUCAUGUGGUCUGGAGAGUACCAGGGUUUGAUAUUUUUAACUGAUCGAUUCUGGCCUGAUCCAAAGCUGGCUGGACUCAAUGGGAAGAUUUCCAUGGCGUUUUGAUUGGAUGUUGCUUCCCAACAAAGCGACAUUCCCAUAAAAUUUAUUUCUGAAAGAGGUUUGAGUUAUCUACAUAUAUUUCUCUGAUGCUUUCAGAUUAAUUAACGAAUGCAAAUUAUUUGUUAAUGAAUGAUUCCUGUAAUUAUUGUCUUGAGUCAAUGUUCGAAUGCAAAGGGUCACCCAGGAUAACAAUUGUAUUGGGACACAGGACUAUACCAUCUCUGUUCAAAGAGGGGAAUUGUGCCUAUGCCUUAAGUCAAUGCACUCAGCAAGGAGAAGCACAUCAUAUUUAUCUUGUUAUUAAAACUAGUUUAUUUGGGGGGGAGGGACAGGAGGGUGUCUUGGGAACUGGUUGUGCAACUUAAAACAGAUAUUAAAGAAAUGCAUUAAGACUGUAGGGGCACCAAGAGUGAUACUGUUGUUUCUUUUUACCACAUUAAAUAUAGCAAAAUACUGUGUAUGUUACCUCUGGGACCACAGGUGAAGUCCCAUUCAUAGUCCUACAUUUGCUAUAGGUUUUUUUCCUGUUUCAUUUAAUACUGAUCACAAACUUUAUAGCAAGCAUAGCCCAAUUCAUAAACAAAUCCUAUGUUCACAAGCAUGUGAGUGGUUGUGAAGAUGCAUGCUGCAGAAGGAGUGCCCCAUACGGGAAAACAAGUUGGGUUAACUUUCCCUUCUCUAAGGGUAUCAGUGCUAGUUGGAAGCAUGGGGCUGAGCACAAGGACUGGCCCAGCAGGGAUGCUGUGUCCCAAUCCCAUACUCUGAUCCCAAGCGCCCGGUGGUCAGUCCUCAUCCUAAACACCCUUGGGCUGUUCUGCAGCAAUUUCGCUUUGACUGGAUGGUCUUUUCUGCUGGGAUCUUGGAUGAGGUGAGCACCCUCAUAUCUUGGGAAGACCAUGAGAUUCUAUAAGGACAUUCAUUUUGGUAUGAAUUUCUGUGGGGGAGCUGUUAGAGAACAGCCUUACACCUCUGUGCCACUACUGUUUUCUGCAGAAAGUGAACAAUGGGUACCUUAAUUAUGCCUAGGUGAAGGAGUUUAUAUAUUUUACAAUUUUGUCUCAAUUUUUAAAAGCGUAAAAUGAUAUUCUGUGUGCCUAGAGAUUGAACCCAUACAGAGACUUGAAAGUCAUUUGACCCGCACUUCAGUUGUAAGACCACAGUUCAGAUGAUGCUGCCUGCUCUUCAGCUGGUCAUGUGAGUAACCUUCUGCUGUUCAAUGAAUAGCAAACCAGAGUGAGCAGGACUGUAUCUAUGAGAUCCCAGGGGAAAAAUUGCAUUUUUUUUGUUUAAAAAGCAGCAUGCAGACACUUCCAGCCACCUCACACUUCAUAGUUUGUUGUCUGGAGGCACUUGUGGUGUGACUGACUCACCUGCUGGGAGAGGCAGAUGAUGAAGGUUCAGUUUUCCUCCUGCCUUGCCCAGAAACCACUCACAAUUGCUUUACCUGUAUGGGUUGGUUUUCCCUGAGUACAAACCAAGUCAGAACAUCCUUGGCUGGAAUUUUGUAUGUACACUCUACCUGCCAUUGAUGAAUGCCAAAAACAAAGAAGGGUUUGUGUAUUUCUUUAUGAAUUGGGCCUGUAAUUUAGUUCAGUUGAGCAUUUGCUAUUAGGGGGGGAUGGCAUUUAUCUCAAAUCAGAGUUUAGUUUUACCUCUCAACACUAAGGCAAGGCUGGGGUGGAUGGUGAACCUGUUCGUGCUGAGCUCAGUGGAAGAGAUGCCAAUGACUUCGUGGCCUGAGCAAAGGCAGGAGCCUGAUGGGUGAGAAUUCAGGGCACUGAUGCCAGAGGAAACAGUGCCAGCAGCUGUGGUGGCUGUGAAGCUGAACUCUGUCUGCUCCAUGUGCAAUCCUGCAUUGCAGCUGUGUGCAUUGCAAACAUUGAAAUGCUAAUCGAGACACUGUGAUACUAGUGUCAAUGUCCCUUAGGCAACCAGAUAAAGAUAAAUGCUUUUCUGUAUUGUAGCUCUUCACAGGGUUUGGAGACCUUGCUACAUUUGCUUUAAAUGCCACACUUCAGUACUGUCAGUGCUUACCUGUACACCAGUACCUUAUGCAUAUGUCAUGUAUGACCCUUCUGCUGUAACGAGUUGGGAUGGGGGGUGUAAAGCAAAAAGAUUUUGCCGUUAGCAAAAGCAGCAAUCCUAAUACCGAUUAUACAACCACAUCCAUUCUCCAUGUACCUUUGUUUCUGUUGAUUUUUAAACUUAUUUGGAGUAUAUUACCCAGUAGUCCAUGAAAUGGGUGGCUUUAGAGUUUGAAGAAAUGUUGAAAUGAAAGAAAGUCAUUGAAAAGGGGAGGCCGGUAACUAUGAAGAUAGGUGUGUGACCUCUGUAGGUACACAUUUUUAGAAAACUAAGCAUGUGCAAGAGUGAUUUGUAUUUGUUUCUCUCAGUCGCAUGCUCUCAGGCACCUGUAUUUUCAGAGUUUGGGUUUUUUCCUCAUUCAGUCACAAGUAUCACAAUGCACAAACAAAAAAGCUGAAGGCAUUCACCUGGCAGUCCCACCUGCAGUACAGCAAAACAAUGUGAAUCAAGAAAACCCUCCCUAGAAAUUACUUGAAGGUUGAGGAGAGAUUCCUAGGGCGACCUGCAAAGAUGUCAGUUCACAUCAUACCUAGUUUGCAGUGACAGAUGGUCUUAGAGGAGAUUAACUUUUGUUGUCGUGGCAUACAUGCACACACACAUAUAUACAUAGUUAGAUACACUUGUUUACAACAAAAGACAUUUUUCUUUGCUGUUAUGGCUUUAAGUUUCACAUUGCAAAAGACAAUGAGACAAAGACCAAAGAUUACAGAAAUUAAUCCCUUCUCUGGUUGCCCUCGCACCCGAAAGGCAUUAACUUCAAUGGUGCUUUUUGGAACUGGGCAGGAAAAACACAGGUGUAUCAUUUGUGAGCAUACAGCAGCAGGAAGCCUUUAAUUUCCUUCACGGGGAGAAAAGGAAAUAACCUGAAAUUCUUUAGGUGUGUACAAAGGUUACCUAAAAAGAGAAACAUGAAGAAAUAACCAAAAAGUUAAGAGAGAUCGUCCUGGGCUGAAGGUAUAAUUAAACUGAGGAGGUGUUUGUUGCUGGCUGUGCACUCGACCAUCAGCAGAUGAGGGAUGCUGGCAGGGCACACACACAAGAGCAGGAUGCCCCUCUGAAACCGUCCGAGUCUUUAGUCCUUGGAAUGCAGUCACCCUGCUCGGUGAAGAAGAGAAACUGUGCUGAAAUGACUUCAUUGUAAAGUGCAUGCCGUAAAAACAAGAAAGUUUGGGGCUGUUCUGUUUGGUUUAUGGUUUUUUGUUGUGUUUCUUUGUUGCUGGUUUUUUUUUAAUGGCUGACAUUUUAAAUUUGGAAAUGUCAUCAUCCAGAACUCACCUGAGCAAAUGCAGGGAGCACUCCUGUCAAGCUCCGGCAAUCAGGGAUUGGUGCUCCUCAGCCGAACGCAGCAGCUCCUUUAUUCUCAUUGCCCUUGUUGUUGAGGAAUGCAAUCACUGUAACAUUUCCAUUUUCCCCCCUCUAAGCUUUUUCAUCAGCUCUGGAAUUGCCGUGUAAUAUUUCGGUAGUGGUAUUUCUGCGUUCGUGUGGCCUGCAGCCCCCGGUGCCACCUCACACCUCCCAAGACCCAAAUCAGAGAGCAGCAAGCGCGAGGCAGUGGUGCUAAGGUGAAAUUUAGGCCUUUUAGGUAAAUUCUGCGUGGCAGCUGCAGUGUUUUUACAGCUGAUGUAGCGAAGUCUACAGCUGUGGUAGGAGCAGGGCUGAGCACUGAUGUGGCUCUGAUGAGAUUACUCAGGAGAGGAGUGCAUUACCCGAAGGCAGGCAGGAGGGAGAGGGAAGAAGUGGCAAGAGACAUCACCUUAAUCACCGUAAUGCAGCGAACUUCUUUGUCUGUUUACACUGUUAUACUUUAAAUUAAUAACAUCCAUUUCACUAAAUAUGGUAGCAAUUAUGUUUGAUCUUCCCUGGUGCACAGUGGAAUUGCUGUCACUGGAAGCACUUACAGCUUGGGCUGCUUGAGAUGGCUAAGGUGUUGUUUCCAUCCACAAUAACCACAAUGGCUUGGGGCUUGGAUGGAAAUUAUAGUGAGUGGCUUGUGUUUAGAAAGCUUUUAAAUUUACUGUGGUUGAGAAGCACACGGUUAUGCACAGAGAGCCCCAAGGCUCUAUCAUUUAAAACUCUCUUGUCCUGCCACUUGAAUUGCAUUCUGCCAUCAUGGAAAGGGACCCGCUUUCUUUAUACAGGAAAAGACAGAUAUUUAAAGCUGUGGGAUUUUUAUCCUGAGCAAAGAAGAAAAUACAAUCCUAGUGAAUCGCUAAGAUUUCCCAUCCAAGUCACUUUAAACCAGAGCUGCAAGUCCCUUAACUUGGUGAUUUGCUCAAAGUGUUAAUUUCUGCAGGGAAGUCAGCCGUGGUGUCUCUUCCAGGAAAAGCCUCACCUCGCUGCGGCUCAGAGCCACGUGGGGGCUGGGGUUUGGGGUCAGGUCGGUGGCAGUGGGCUCCCUGCUUCAAAGCAGCCAGAUUUCCUUAGUGGCCACUCAUCUCCAUUGGACAGGGUGAAUUUUUUUUUUUUUUUUUUUUAACUGGUAUUAAAAAGAAGGGAGGAUCUAUCCACUAUGGAGCAAUAUAUGAUUGUGUUUGUCUCUCACUGAGUUGGCCUGAGCUUUCUGACGGUAAGAGAAAAUGUCAGAAAGAGAAAUUUGUGCAAAACCCAUAUGUUUAUUUUUCACUCUGUUCCCAAGUGCUUUGGGUAAAAACACAUGGCUUUAGUAAAAAGGCCUUUUUUUGUCUAAGAUUAAAAGGACAUCUUUGAGCCAUCCCAAAUGGAACCUCACCCUUUCUAACAGCUCUGCCAUGGCAGGAAUAGGCCUGUUGCAAAGCACAGCUCGUGUGCAUCUCUGCAUGGAGCAAGAGUUUAAAGUUGCAUUGUACUCUCACGUUUUUGCCCCAUUAGAAAGGCUUAACUGCUGAUAGGAGAUAAAGCUUCCUGAAGCCUGGUACGGCUCAAGGCAUCAUCGCUUUCUAAAGCAAUGCAGCUUCUUUCGUCUUUUAAAGAUUUCCUCAUAACAGAAUCCUUGAAACAUCUUCAGGCAGGCUUGCGCUGGGGAGCAGAAUAAUAAUUAAUUGUGGGCGGCUCUAUUUCUGUUGAAGGCUGGAUUAUAGUUGAAAGAAUGUUGCUGUUGUCGUUUCUUCCUCACUGACUGAGCUGCAAACACCACGCACACCCCCACUGCUCCAGUGGCAUUCCUCCCAGGGUGGUUCCACGUAUCCAGGGACCUUGUGGCAACACUAAACAAGAGCCUGCUGGUUUGGGACUCAAUGGGUCCUCCUCUGGGCUUGUGCACUCACUAGCAGUGUUGUUCUUGAUGUACCAGAUAACGAAACACUUCAUCAGUGCUAAUGGUUUUACAGGUGCUGCGUGGGUGCAGACAGGGUGGUAGUUACUGGUUGCUGCUCUAGCAAGUCUUUGUUCACCCCAAAGGCAGCAGCUGCAGCGAUGCCAGGUGGGCACCGGGGCUCUGUUGUUCUGUGCAUUGGGUUGAGGCUGCACUGUCUGCAGGGAUUUGCUUUCUGGGGGUUAUCAGAGUUAGGGGUAACAAAGACUGACCUUGCAGAGCCUCUCAGACAGCAGAACUGAGCACUCACCAUACCCUGUGUUUGGCAAAGAAGGGCUCUGUGCUAGCAUUCCCACCCAGAGUUCUCCCUAGAUCAGAGCUAUUCCUGAGCCGUGAGCCAAAUCUUGGUCUGGAUCUGCCCUGUGCAGUUCUUUGGGUGCAGGGAAGGGGUUGACCUGCUGGAUCUGACUUGGAUCCAUUCUAUUUUUUGCCUGCCCCCUAUUUUACUUUGUUUUUUUGUGCACGAACACCAAUAGAGUUGUUGAUAUUAACCCAGCAAAUGCUCCACAUAAUUAAACCCAACAGCAAAACAACAUUCAGUGCUGAAGCAAAACCCCAUUCAUCCACAACAGCAGCAUAAAGGCACGACCCAUGUGACAAUGGCAGUUCUCAUCUGUGAUGGUUAAAUACCUUGUCUGACCUCUACUCUGAUAACCACCAAUGAUCUUGAUAUUGUAAACAGGACAAACAAAUUUUAAAGUCUUAUCACAGUUCUCAUUAAGGAAUUCAGAUUUGUUUGGCUUUUUUUCUUUUUAAUUUAUGUAUGUGUGUGGUUGUGUGGGAAAAUAUAAAGCUUUUUUGUAUCAAAUAACAUCAAUCCUUGCACACUCUAUGCAAAAUUUUGUAAGCAUUGCAAUAAUGCUAUGAAUUACACAAGGAACUAUUUUAACUUUAUUACACUUUCUGUAUAAAAAAAAAAAGAAAUUUGUAUUUAAAUGAUUUCAACUGCAAUCUUGUAAAAUAUAUUAAUAAAAUAAUGAUUGUUAAGAA